This is a messenger RNA of Didymodactylos carnosus, 2036 nucleotides long. The record is from the annotation of a GenBank genome assembly. Lineage: Eukaryota; Metazoa; Rotifera; Eurotatoria; Philodinida; Philodinidae.
AUGAAAAUAGCAAAAGAAAAUUCAUCAUCAUCGUUGGGAACACAUCAAUUUUACUCAAAUAACGCACAACUACUCACGUCGCCACGAUAUUUUUCUUCCUGCUCGUCGUCUUCAACAUCUUGUUCUCCUCCGACUACGUCAAAUCAAGCAUUUUCUUCUGAAACAAUUUCCUUCUCCUGUAGUCAACAACAAAAACAACAAACUUAUUGCAAUAAUCAACAAGACUAUACUCAUCUAGGUUCUGACAAAUACUAUGAUGAAGAACAGUCACCAUUAUUAUUACCCCAUGCCAAUGUAUCAGCCACGUGCGAUAACUUUCUAACAUCUCAUAUCAGUUACGAUUUUCAUGAUCGUCCAACUUACUUUUCAUUAGAUCAUUCAAUUAUUCAUACAGAAAAAGAAUCAUUUUAUUCCUUACAACCACAAGAAGUUGAAUAUGAUUACGCCUAUUUAUCAUCAACCGUCGUACCGCAUGUUCCAUCAACAGUACCUUGUUCUCCGCCACCCGAUUCAUUAGAAACACCGAUUUAUACUGAACUUGGCCAACAUAACUCAUCAUCACAUGAAAAAUAUAUUCUAUACAGUAAUUAUCCCCAGGAAAUAUUUUAUCAACAAUUACCAACCGUUGAAUUAACAAGUUCAAAAGUUGAACAAUCAGUGAAAAAAUUAACAAAAAAAAUGACAACGCCUACGAUAUUAACACCACCCGCAUUGCCUAAGAAAAACGUCUAUGCUCGUCUCGAUUGUCCACAAUUUGGCACCUAUGACAUAUGUCAAGAAAAAACAGUUAUCGGAAGACAAAAUAAUCGCCGGCAAAUUGAUAUAAAUAUGGGUACGUCAUCGGUGGUAUCACGAGUACAUUUCGAAAUAUGCCUUCUUGAUAAUGAAUUUCAACUAAAAUGUAUAAGUAAAAAUGGUAUAUUUAUUAAUACAAAUUAUACAAAAAUGGGAGCUACCUCAGUUCUACCGAAACAAUGUAGUUUACGUUUUCCAAGUACGACAAUUUGCAUUUCAUUUUCAUCGUUCUUAAACAAUCGUCCAGAUAUCUCUCGACAUGGAUCAACAGACAUUCAACGAUUACCAAAUCCAUCAACGUCCACGACAAACACUUUACAGUCCACAAUUUCAAUAUUACAGCAAAAAACACCCCCACCCCCGCCACCUCUACUAACCCAGUCAAUUCUUCAAACAAUCUCCACCCUACCACAGUUACAACAGACAAUAAAUAAUCAACGUAACGGCCAAAAUUUUAUUAAAAAUAAUCACAUGAAUGGUAGUACAACGCCGCUUGCAAUCAACGUUUCCUCUGCUAGCGAAAUGAACGGUUUGAAACUACCGGGUAUCGAAGUAUUUCAUAGUCCCCCGCAUCCUAUAUCUCCCGUAAAUCGUCUUAGUUCGGUUAACUCAUGUUCAGUGAGUCCGGCAAGCAACAUGUACAAUGAUCAUAAUGACAAUUUUACUUUAGGGCGAAUGUUUAGUUCGGAUAUGCUGACACCGGACACGCCAACAAUUCAUCGUUUAUCACUAAGUGAUUAUCCUGCUGAUUCGGACAAGAACUCUUCCGCAAAACCACCAUUUUCUUACGCACAAUUAAUCGUACAAGCCAUAGCUUCUGCAGAAGACCGACAAAUGACAUUGAGUCAAAUAUAUACGUAUAUAUCAGCGAAAUAUCCAUAUUACGAGUCAAAUAAUCGUGGUUGGCAGAACUCUAUUCGACAUAAUCUAUCAUUAAAUCGUUAUUUUAUACGUAUGGCACGCAAACAAGAUGAUCCGGGUAAAGGUUCAUUUUGGCGUCUAGAUCCCACGUGCGAAGACAAAUUAAUUGAGCAAGCGUUUCGUCAUCGAAAACAACGUGGACUCAGUGGCGGAAGAAGCUUUGGUGAUAGCACCUGUUCUGAUCCACAAUCUCCAACACCUUUUGAUCAAUCUGAUUACCUCUUGUCUGAUACAAAUAAUAAUAUGACAACAAGUCGUCCAACAACGCCGUUUUCUCCAUUCGAUGGUAUUUCACCUCCUCGAGACAAAAAUAAUAGCAA